AUGCACAAAUCACUGCGGAACAAUUCUUGUAGCAUCUUCCUUGCCGUCAGGGGACUAUCUGACAACGGCUUUCUGACAACUCUUCUAAUUAUCUGGAUUUCAAGAGCAUUUCGGUUGCAGUUGGGAUCUACACAUGGCGCGUGUCGAAUUAUCAUAUUUCUAACGUACGUAUGUGGCUUCAUUUCCGUGUGGAUGGUUGUGUUUGUGACCGCAGAAAAUUACAUUCGAAUAUGCCGACCUUUCGUCGUCAAUCGCUUAUGCACACCGACAAAGGCUAAAAUAAUUGUGUCUGUUUUAGGACUAAUAGCUGUUUGUUUGUAUAAUUUUCCGUUCUGGGCGAUGACGCCUUCGACGUGUUUGGUUUAUUCAGGCCUCGUUUCAGGACUUGUUUACACAGACACCGCAUUAACACUAGCCAUACCAUUUGUGUGUUUAUUCUUGCUAAUGACGGCAAUAGUUUGUGAUCUUGUGAAAUCUUACAAACGUCGAAGACAUCUAAGAGCGCCCAACGCGAGAAAAAACCGGAAUCCAAUGGCGACAGUAACGAAAAUGUUGUUUGCUGUGACGCUCUCUUUCUUUAUAUUGAAUUUACCGUCACAUGUUAACAGAUUGCGACUGAUGAUUUUACCACUCAUUGGUAUUCAAUCUAGAAAUGAGUUUUCUUCCUUGGAUCAAGCGGUGGAACAAAUAACUCUGUCGAUAUACUACCUAUCCUUAGCAUUUAACAUAGUGUUGUAUUUCGCGUUCGGCAGCAGAUUCCGUUGUGUUUUUAUUGACGUCUUUUUCUCAAGAUGCAAGGAUAAAAUGCUGUGUCUGACUUCAAACAACAACGACAAGCAAUUGGCUGAGCAGUCUACUUCAGUCGUGUUAAAACAGCAAGGGUUUGAAGUUGUGCCGAUGCAAGAGUACAAAGACCAAUGUGACGUAAGAAACGAAUGUUAA
This is a messenger RNA of Dreissena polymorpha, 942 nucleotides long. Its product is annotated as FMRFamide receptor-like. The record is from RefSeq and is a predicted model, not a curated record. Bases 1 to 942 code for a protein of 313 amino acids. Gene Ontology annotation, cellular component: plasma membrane. The transcript has a single exon. Gene Ontology annotation, biological process: G protein-coupled receptor signaling pathway. Lineage: Eukaryota; Metazoa; Mollusca; Bivalvia; Myida; Dreissenidae. Gene Ontology annotation, molecular function: G protein-coupled receptor activity.